UACAUAAUUUCACGCCCGUCCUGUCCUAAAGCGGCGAUUCAGGAGAAUUUCUUUCAACGCAUCAGUGGUUAUUGUGAGGAUUCUGUGGGUUCCGGCGUCACCAAUUUGUUAUAUUUGCUCAUUCGUCAAUCUGUGAUAUCUGGUCAAUCUGUGGUAUCUGCUGCUGACCCGCUCCAGUGCCUAGUGUCGGAGAGAAAAGACUCACAGAAGGGAACACAACAAAUGUAUUCCGAACGAGCGAGUGCAUGUGUCUGGAAUAUGACGUCACACACCUGCCUGGCAUUCUGUGACUCACCAACAAAAUUAUUUCAAAAG
Molecule: messenger RNA, 315 nt
Organism: Opisthorchis viverrini
Lineage: Eukaryota; Metazoa; Platyhelminthes; Trematoda; Opisthorchiida; Opisthorchiidae
Exons: 3
Source: RefSeq, a predicted model, not a curated record